Phragmites australis (common reed) is the source of this 1095-nucleotide messenger RNA. Its product is annotated as putative cyclin-dependent kinase F-2. Gene Ontology annotation, biological process: protein phosphorylation; regulation of mitotic cell cycle. Gene Ontology annotation, cellular component: nucleus. Gene Ontology annotation, molecular function: ATP binding; cyclin-dependent protein serine/threonine kinase activity. Lineage: Eukaryota; Viridiplantae; Streptophyta; Magnoliopsida; Poales; Poaceae. The record is from RefSeq and is a predicted model, not a curated record. The transcript has a single exon. The coding region runs from base 1 to 1095 and encodes 364 amino acids.
AUGGACCAAGCUGCCGCUGCCACCGUCGGCGACCACGCCACCGCAGGAGCGAUCCCCAAGAGGCGCCGCAUCCCCAUCGCCAGCAUCGAGGACUACGAGGAGACCUGCAUCCUCGGCGCCGGCAGCUUCGCCGUCGUCGUCAAGAUGCACCACCGCGUCACCGGCGAGACCGUCGCCAUCAAGCGCCUCCGCUCCAGCGACGGCGGCAAAAUGGAGCUCCUGCGGGAGGCGCGCUUCCUCGACGCGUGCAAAGGCCUGCCUUUCCUCGUCGGCUACCACGGCCUCGCGCGCGACCGCGCCACUUCGGACCUCUGCCUCGUCAUGGAGUACGUCGGGCCCAGCCUCCACGACUACCUGCGCGAGCGACGGAGCCGUGGGAGCCCGCCGCUGCCGGAGGCCACGGUGCGCGCUGUCGUGAGGCAGCUGCUGACGGGAGGCCAGAAGUUGCACGAGCGCCACAUCGUCCACCGCGACAUCAAGCCCGCAAACAUCCUCGUCGGAGACGACCACCAGAUCGUCAAGAUCUGCGACCUUGGCCUCGCCAUAUCCAUGUCCUUGCCGCCGCCGUACACGCAGGCCGGCACGCUGUCCUACAUGGCCCCCGAGGUUCUGCUGGGGAAGACCGACUACGACGCGCUCGUGGACACUUGGUCGCUGGGCUGCGUCAUGGCGGAGCUCAUCAAAGGGAGGCCGCUGUUCGAGGGCAACAACGACGAAGUGGGGCAGCUCUACGCGAUCUUCGACGUACUUGGGAUGCCAAAUAGCAAGGCGUGGCCAUGGUUCACGUCCAUGCCGCUCGCCGCCAAGAUGCAGACCCUGCAGGCGCAGCGGCGCAACAGGCUGCGCGAGCUGUUCCCAGAGAAGAGGCUGUCCAAGGAGGGAUUCGAGGUCCUGAACGGCCUCCUCGCGUGCAACCCUGACAAGCGGUUCACGGCGGCCGCCGCGCUCAAGCUCCCGUGGUUCUCCAAGGUCGACGCGCUAACGCUGACGCUGCCGCAGAAUGAGGAGGCCGCAAUAGUAUCAUCGGCGUUGCCCAAGAAGAAGAGGGUGCUGAUCAUCCCACCGCCAUUGCCCAAGAGACUCAAGGUCUUGUGA